This is a messenger RNA of Colletotrichum lupini, 801 nucleotides long. RefSeq lists its product as uncharacterized. The coding region runs from base 1 to 801 and encodes 266 amino acids. The transcript has 3 exons. The record is from RefSeq and is a predicted model, not a curated record. Lineage: Eukaryota; Fungi; Ascomycota; Sordariomycetes; Glomerellales; Glomerellaceae.
AUGGAAAACACUCUCUUCGGCACUCUUCCGCUGCAACCCGUCUGCUGCCUAUCUUUUGUCACAGGAUCAUGGAUACCAGGCCCGCUUCAACUCGGUCACCCUAGACUUCAUAAAUCGCCGGGUCAGAAAACGCCGAUGUCUACCGUGGUGAUAGACAAGACUAACACACGUGUCCGUGGUGGAUGGCAAACAUCUGCGACCUGUGGAAUAGACGAGACGUGUCCCGGCAUGCCUCGUCCUGCGCGGCUCGCCGUCUCUUUGUCUGCCGCCCAGCGAAUCGUGAUGAAUCAAGUGCCUGAGCCCAUUCCAAGGCUGGAUUUGAAAUCAUCCUUGGCUUUCAUGUCUGUAAAGGGUAUGCGCAGAUACGGAUGCCAGCCGACAAGUCUCACCGGUUUUGGUGGAUUUGGUGAGAUUAUUCGCUUCUAUUUGCUGUUCUUCAUUCUGUUGGCUAUUCUCACAAUUGGGUCUCUGAUGGUGACGUUCACUUGUUUUCCUUUUUCUUCCAGUCUGACUGCGUUUGAGGGGAGUGUUGCGACUUACUUUGAGUAUCUGUCUUGUAAACCCUCAGGCUACGAACACGGAAUUCAUGGCAUGGCCAAACAGAAGGAGGCUGCCCGGCGUCAGAAUCUCCUCGUUGCCAGUACUUACGGCUUUAUCAUCUUAACUCUACCGAACCCGCAGGCCUUCUUGCCAAGUUCACCUUCUCGCCAACUUCAUCUUGCCAAGUUCAUCUUCUCAACUUCAUCUUGCCAAGUUCAACUUCUUGCCAGUCUUUUAUCGUCAUUUUAUUUGACUUUGUAA